AUGUCAACAAAUAGAACUCUAACUCUUCAUACAUUGCCUGUUGAAUUAAUUUAUUGCAUAUUGGACAAUCUUGAUGAUUUAACAAUUAUUCUGUCACUUCGCAAUGUUUGUCUACAACUUAAUGCUAUUAUUGAUAUCUAUCCUCGAUAUCAGACACUCACAACGUUAAAUCUUGCGCACAAUAGAGUUGGUGCAAUAGGAACACAACAUCUCGCUCUAGUUUUACGUAAUAAUAACAGCAUGCUUACAAUGCUGGAUCUUGACUGGAAUUAUCUUGGCGACGAAGGAAUACGAUAUCUAGCUUCCCAAACGGAAAAUAAAGCAUAUACAACAAUUCCAAUCUUUGAGAAUAUAACGGGAGUGCUUAGAUUCUCGGGACGAUGUUAUAAUCCAGAGAAUACAACAAAAACCUUAGGAGUACGUAAUGCACUCACCACGCUCAAUCUUCGCGGAAAUAAUAUCAGUGCAAUAGGAGCAAAAUAUUUAGGUCAUGCAAUACAGAACAAUACAACGUUGACUACACUGAAUCUUGAUAUUAAUUCUAUCGGUGAUGAAGGAGUACAACAUCUGGCUCUUGCAUUACAGAAUAACACUACACUAACCACACUUAGUCUUCAGAUUAAUAAUAUUCGUGCAGAAGGAGCACACUAUUUGGCUAUCGCAUUACAAUGUAACCAAACACUCACCACACUCAAUCUUCAGAACAAUUGUAUUCUUGAGGAAGGUGCACGAUAUCUAAUCAACGCAUUACGUAGUAACAACACACUAACUAUGCUCAAUCUUCAACAUACCGAUAUUCGUCCUAGACAUGAACAACGUUUCAUAAAUGCUGACAAUCAUAUAUUAGCAAUAAUUCACUUUUAA
Adineta steineri is the source of this 864-nucleotide messenger RNA. Lineage: Eukaryota; Metazoa; Rotifera; Eurotatoria; Adinetida; Adinetidae. The record is from the annotation of a GenBank genome assembly.